AUGUUUUUGUCAUUCCUUUUUGUAUAUUUAUUAGGUGGAUUAACCUUUCUUCCUCUAUUGGCUUUGAUUUACCUAUACUUAACGUUUCAAAGCAAAACUGAUGAUGACCGAAAAGAAAUCUCUAUUGACGACUACAAAGCGACUGUCUCUGAUUCCCAACAAAACAUUGUAAUCCAAGACUGGAUUAGACUUUCUCCCACUUUCUUAAAUGGUAAUAGUGGUUCCGUUAAGAUACAAGAAAUUGUUGAUGAGACUUCUGACGGAAAAAUCGAUUCAAAUACGAUACUCUCAGACUUAAAGCUUACAACUAAAGAAGGGAAAACAACCCGUUACGCUUUAAAAAACCCAAAAAAUGUCUAUUUCGUAAAACUAAUCGAUGGAAAACUAUUACUACACGAUCCACUAAACACACAUUGUUUACUAAGUACUCUGGUUUUAGAGGAUUACCACGUAAGCAUACAUCCGUCUGAGGUUUCUGAAAAUGAGGCAUUCAGCAACAGAAAUGCGAUUUUGUUGGAGCCUACUCCAAAAAAGUCCUCUUCUCAAUCUGAGGAGAUUUCUGUAGAAACCCAAAAUUUGUACUUUUACGCAAGGACCCCGUCUAAAAAAGAAGACUGGUAUUUUAAUAUUCUAUCCUUCUCAAAAUCGUGUCCUCCUCUCAGACCUAUUGACGGUCCUGUGAAUUUUGACUAUGACACCGUCAAAAACAAUCUCGACAACAUCUCUUCUCCUGAAUUAACUUGGCUUAAUGGGUUUAUUGGAAGGAUUUAUUUGGGAAUAUACAAGUCUGAGGGUUUCAAGAAUAUUGUUAAGCACAAAUUAUCUCGUAAACUAUCUAAAAUAAGUACUCCCGAAAUGAUGUCUGAAAUUCAAGUCACAAAUGUUGAUGUUGGAGAAUCCGUUCCUGUUGUGAACAACCUAGAUCUAAUUUCCUUUUCAGAAGCAGGUGAACUAAAUGUAGCAGCAGAUAUUCUUUAUCAGGGUGACUGUAGCUUUAAGGCGGAGACGAGUGCAAAAUUAUCUCUUGGAUCAAGGAUUCCCUCUAAGAAGGUUACAUUCUCUCUGGUAAUCCACUUGCGCCAUUUGUCAGGAAGAGUUCGUCUUCUCGUCAAGCCUCCCCCUUCAAACAGAAUAUGGUAUGGCUUCUACAACGAGCCGAAGGUGGAUCUUCAUGUUGAGCCCAUCGUAUUUCAAAAGCAACUUAAUAACAGCUAUUUACUAAACUUCUUACGCAACAAGUUACUAGAUUUAAUCUUCGAUACAAUGGUGCUUCCACAUAUGAACGACAUUGCAUUUUUCUCGGAUGAACCUUUUCCAGUAAAAGGAGGCUUGUACAACUCUAAGGACUCAAAGUAUUACGAUGCACCACAAGUGGAUGAGACGGACUGGAAAUCCAUGAAAUCAAGCGAAUCUCUUUUAAAAGACGCUGGCUCACAUAAAUCUUUUAAUAGAGACCUUAAUGAUUCAGACAACUCUCCGUCUGACGGAGAGACAAAAAGCCUUCACUUACCAACUCUUACUCCGUCCAAUCCUAAUCAGGAUUCUGUAUCGACAGAUAAUCAAUCCGUGAACUCGACCCCUUUGGAUAGAAAGAGCACAAAGUCUCGGAAAUCGAAAACUAAAUUCUGGAACGACAAUUCUCAGUCUACCAUAUCCGAUACGACUAAAAAAUAUGGAAUUGUCGCAAAAAAGUCGUUCUAUCAGGGAAUAUCAGAAGCGAAAUCAAUAGUGAAGAAACUCCAAGCCAACUACUUGGAUUCUUCUGAAGAUGAGAAUGACAACACGGAUGCAAGACGCGAUACAACUAAUACUACAGAAGAAAAGACGGUUGCCGAACCCAAGAAUGAAGAAAACUCCACGGAAAGCCCAAAUUUAGUCGAUAAUGGGAAAAAAAAUGCUACCUCAGAGACUGACCAAUUGAGAAAUUAUGAUAUGAGCUUUGGAAACGAAAACUUACAGAGCAACUCUGUUUCCGACGUUACGCCAGUACAAGAAACGAAAACGAACACUGAAGGACAAGACAAUACGAGUAGCUACAAAGAAAAACGAUCAACAGAAGACAAGGCACAGGCGAACCAAGAAGAUUCUAACACAAACGGAACUUUGAAAGCUAGCAGGCAUAAGCUACCUCGUCGACCAUUACCUUAUGAUGUUCUUAAUCAGAAUGAUAAAUAA
This is a messenger RNA of Schizosaccharomyces octosporus yFS286, 2175 nucleotides long. RefSeq lists its product as uncharacterized. NCBI's taxonomy places the organism in Eukaryota, Fungi, Ascomycota, Schizosaccharomycetes, Schizosaccharomycetales, Schizosaccharomycetaceae. Gene Ontology annotation, cellular component: ERMES complex; endoplasmic reticulum. Gene Ontology annotation, molecular function: lipid binding. The transcript has 2 exons. The record is from RefSeq and is a predicted model, not a curated record. The coding region runs from base 1 to 2175 and encodes 724 amino acids. Gene Ontology annotation, biological process: phospholipid transport.